CGGGUGGAGUGGGUCGGUUUUUACCAUGGGCAGCCCUGCAACGGACUGUAAGCAAGAAAGAAGAAGAUACAGUAGUUUAGGUUUUGAGCGUGGCCAGUGAGCGACAAACCGAGGGUAAUAAUGGCUGCAACACAAUCUUAUUGCUUUUCUCCUCCUUGUUAUCCACUAAUUCUCAAUAAACAACCCCCUUCAAUUUUCACAAUCAGCAGCAACCGUUAUCUCGCGCCUCGUGCUGUUCACUAUUAUAAACCCAAUGGAAUUUAUAGCCCCAAUCUCCACCACCACAACAAGAGUAGCAGUAAGGCUACCGAGUCCCCGCUUGCACUAGCCCUCGUUAUGGACGCUCAACGUUUUCAACACGACACCGAGUCUGAGACUGAGUCGGAUACCGAGUUUGAGGCUGAGGUGGAGCAUAAGCAGCAAAGCAGACAACCAGUACCUUGCCAAUUAUAUGUUUGUAAUCUUCCAUCUGCUUUCGAUAUUUCGAACCUUCAUCAACUCUUUAAUCCUUUCGGCACGGUUCAAUCUGUUGAGGUCACAAGGGAUCCCCAAACUGGCCUAAGCCGUGGCUGUGGUUAUGUUACUAUGAGCUCAAUUCAUGAAGCGAAAUAUGCAAUUUCCACUCUAGACGGCUCUGAUGUCGGUGGACGUGAACUUCGCGUUAUGUUUGCAGUUGAUGUAGAGACGGGAAGGAGGAAUGUUGAUGCAUUGAACUCGACGCCUAAAACAGACAUGGUUUUUGAAAGCCCUUAUAAAUUAUAUGCUGGGAAUCUCACAUGGUCUGUUAAGCCGGAGGAAUUGAGAAAUCUUUUUUGCCAGUUUGGUACCGUGGUUAGUGCAAGAGUGAUGCGAGAUCGUAAAUCUGGAAAAAGCCGUGUUUAUGGUUUUGUAUCAUUUUCCUCACCUGAUGAACUUGAGGCUGCUAUGGCUUUGAAUAAAACAGACUUCCGUGGGAGGAAUAUAGUACUUAGGGAAGUAAAACAUAAAUCAGGCUUGGAAGCUUGAUGUUAAAACAUUUUCAUGGACAAACACUAGGAAAGCAAAGUAUCAGGUGAAUGCAUAUAGGAGGCAGUGCACCCUGGGCACAAGAUCAGUAUGAGAUAAGUAAAAAAUUCCUUGAAGUGGGGUGCUCUAGAAGAAUGCAUGGACUGGGGGAAAAUGGUAAUGCAAAGUGGCUUUGCACUCAAGUAAGUCAGCAUAUUCAAGCAAGGACCGGCCUAGGUUGAUUGACAACAAAUGACCGACUCAUGUUGGUCAUGCGUGCACCUUCAAGCCUAAAUAUUAGUAUUGUGUUUGCUACUCAGAUAGGUUGUAUGUGCACCUCAAGCCUAGAUAUUAUUUUAUUUUUCCCCAAGAUUUUUGCUUUUUUAGUACUGGACAGUGGACACAUUGUCAGGAUAAACUUUAGUUUAGCAUUGAGCAGCACCCUAAGGACUCGUAUCAGCAGUAACAAUGUCUUCUUAACAUAGAUCAAAGCCGCCUUGAAGCCUGAAGGAAGUUCCAGACCCUCGAGUGUGAGAGCGAUAGGAAAGUGAGCAUAGAAAAGUCUUUGAUAAGACUAACAGGCGAGGACACACGGAUUACUUGGUACCAGUUGACUGAGUACUGUUUGUGGAGUCUGCUUGAGAUGGUUCAAAUUGCAGCUCAAUUACUGAUUAAACUUUUGAUUUAUUAUACCGUUGAAACAACAUACUUACUGUGGCUCAAAGGUAUUUUACGAAUAAA
Daucus carota subsp. sativus is the source of this 1725-nucleotide messenger RNA. Its product is annotated as 28 kDa ribonucleoprotein, chloroplastic. The coding region runs from base 121 to 1005 and encodes 294 amino acids. Gene Ontology annotation, cellular component: chloroplast thylakoid membrane. The transcript is spliced from 5 exons. Gene Ontology annotation, molecular function: mRNA binding. NCBI's taxonomy places the organism in Eukaryota, Viridiplantae, Streptophyta, Magnoliopsida, Apiales, Apiaceae. The record is from RefSeq and is a predicted model, not a curated record. Gene Ontology annotation, biological process: chloroplast rRNA processing.